This is a messenger RNA of Varroa destructor (honeybee mite), 5421 nucleotides long. RefSeq names its product glutathione-specific gamma-glutamylcyclotransferase 1-like. Gene Ontology annotation, molecular function: glutathione specific gamma-glutamylcyclotransferase activity. The record is from RefSeq and is a predicted model, not a curated record. Gene Ontology annotation, cellular component: cytoplasm. Gene Ontology annotation, biological process: glutathione catabolic process. Lineage: Eukaryota; Metazoa; Arthropoda; Arachnida; Mesostigmata; Varroidae.
AAGCUGUCGUUUACUUUUACUUUUAUAAUAUUUGAAAUCAUAGAAAGGAUAGAGAAGCACAAUUAAUGGAUCGAUGCAGUGCUCCAUUGACCUGAGAAAUCGUUAUUUAAAUAACAGGUAGAAAAGUUAGUGUUCGUAUUAUCUGAUUGUAACUUGUUGGUGGACAGCGAAAGCAAUAUUUACUUUGUCCCUGCACAUUUUCUCAUGCAGGCCAUAUGGCUAUUGCUUGCCACCGUAGAAACUGCUACAGUAGUAGUGGAAAAGUUGGCUGGCUUUGAAUAGCCUCGGCCUGUAUUGUUGCUUCCUUCUUUACGUGUCCCCUUUCCGUCUGUCAGUGUGUGCCUAUCAGAGAUCUUCCCGUUGCUUUCAGUCACAGAAUCCUUUACGCACAGUGUCGAAGCCGUCCCACCGGCCUAAACAAGAAACGCUUUUCUAUAUCAACUUGAACUUGUGAAAAAUUAUUAUCCAGAACAAGCUCUGUUUAGCUUAUUGUUGCAACUUAAUUUCUGUGCACAAUUGUCGAACCGUAUGGCUACGCAAAAUAUAUGCACGCCUCACGUCAUGCAUAGUAAACUAUGAACAUGUGUCAAGAUCUCGUUGGAUAGGCAAAGAGCAAACACCGUCGUGGAAAAUGGCUAGUUAAAAGAUUAAUGCUUUUUUGUAUCCUGUAUCUAUCUAUAUAAUAUUCAACCAAUUGUCAUAAAAGUGUACUAAUGUUGCUGCUGAUUCAUUUUUGAGAACCAUAUGAUACGUACCUUAAGGUAACGGUAAACGGCAUAGUCCUGACAGUGAACACCGGUAUAAUUGCACGCAGAUGAAAUAAUCGAUGCGUACACAGGAACUAGCAGCUGAAAGGUCCAUCACACUAAAUAAAGGAAACGACUAUAUAUACUAUAUAUACAUACGAGCCUUGAAUUAAAAGUGUGACCCAUUAAAAUUUUUUACUUACCACUCAUUAACGUAGCACUUACGUGCGGAUCCGUUUUCCUCAUGGAAGAAAAGUACUUUUGCAAUCUUUUUAUUAUCCAUCAUCCUAUUAGAAAUGGAUUGGACUUUAAACAAUCCAUGGAAUGAUACUUAUUUGAUUUAAUGAUUCAGCUAUUAAGCUUGUUUCAUAUUUAAGCAAACAUAGUUUUAGGUAGCGUACAGUGCAGCUCUGCAGAGCGUUAUUAAAUUUGGAGAGGUAUGAAGAAAGUUGUUGUUGGAUUAUAUUCUUCAUACAUCCGAGAUUAAAUUAGGAUUACUGAAAAUCAAAAAUGUGCAGUUACUGACGAUAUGUGACUGAUAUCGGCGAUACCUUCGAUUUUGUAAUUUGCAGCAUCUCUAUACAUGUCAUGGUGCCCAAUCCAUACAUGAUGUCUACAUGAACCCAGACCUAAGCACAUGGUACUUAGGGUUUAGUAGAUGAACGUCCCACAAUACCAGGGAAAUAUUUAACAGUGAAGACUAAGCUACAUAAUGCGUUAGUCCUUAAUUUUUAGUCCUUUAGAUGACAAAGGCCUCGCAAAUCUUCUACUCGCAUUGCUGUGUUGUAGGCUGAAAUUUUACGUCCUCCUGAUAUCUUAGUGGGUAACGUAUUUGUUUCGUAGUAUUAGGGACACGUUGUGGUCUAGGUUCGAAGCCGGGUUCAGAUACACGCUUCGUUUCGUACUGAGAGCCAGCUGCCUGAGAUGAUACCUAACGGCGAUUUCAAACGUAAAACUCGAAACAGCGGCUAGAAUUAUGAUAGUAGUAAUAAUCAUAAUAAGAGUAAUGAGAACGAAGAAGAUUUAGCUGUUAGGCUUCCGCUAAUUUAGCUGUUUUUCGACAUUAGUAGAAGACGACAAUUUGCAUCGCUUAAACGCAGGAAGUACUACCUUUAGGUAGAUACGUAAUGUCCUGGUACUGACCUGCUGCCUGUACUUGCAAAAUGUUCACAUUCGUGACCAUUAGCCAUAUUCAACCUAACCCAGCUUACAACAUACAGUAUAAAAGUUUGUACUGCGAUCCAUUUUCACCAAAAAUAAAGACGGUAUACUUUGUCUCUGGUACGGUUCAAACUCGAUUUUAUUUUGUAUGAAAACCAAAGGGAUAAAAACAAGUUAACCAGCUUCAUUAAGAUAGAUACUAGUUCCACUAAGAACAGAAAACGAGAUUGUUUCCGACUAGUAAUGUAAUAAUGGGCAGCAAUUUUUUAGAACUUCACGGUUACUUGUUAUAUGGCUCUGAUGUUGAUCCAAAAUUUGUUCAAAACGGUCCUUUAUCAAAAACAUAAUGAAAAGAGAGCGAGAGAUUUCACGCAGUUCUAUUAGAACUAUUCUGUUCUAUUUUCACACGCCUUAGGAGACACGGGCUGUUGUGGAGCCGGGACGUAAUGAAUUUACUUAAGCAUCCAGCGACAGGAAAGCUACUUCAGACUCGAAUCAGUUAGUAAAUUUAAAGUAUGCCCAACUAGAGGCGGCUUGAAAAAAUUCGAAUGAGAUCACGGUGCAAGCAGGCUAUGGGUUGCCUCGAAACCAUUGUAACUUUUAAACUGAUGGCGUUUUAAAAUACGCUUUAGGCAAGUUGGACCUAAGGAAGAAACAAUUUAGUACGAUUACUGUUUAAGAGAUGCAGAUCGCUGAGACUCUAGAAACAAUCUCUUUGGAAAAUAUGUAUGAAUAUAUCUAUGGCAAGGGGGUGUGGCUGAUCAGCAGCGCAAACUGAGUCCGCAAAGGUCUGCAAAUUGCAAAAAAAAAACUUAUUGGGUGCACCAUUCUAAAUGCUUAGCUUGCUAUUGACGGGGGAAGCCUAUACAAUAACUGCGAAGACUUCGGAAUUGAACACCUUGUACGCGGACUCAUAUCUGAUAGAAGUCGCGGGCGUAGAGCCCUUCCUAAGCGUCCCGCUGUUCCCCAUUUGAGUGAUGCAUGGAGCAGGCCCGGCGUUUAGCCUUGCAAAAGUCGCUAUCAGGGAAAGGCGAAAUUAUGUCCUUGUUCUGUUUGUAAUUGAUAUUAUGGAAGGUACGCACUGUAGUCGUUGCGCCUUAUGCGCCAGAAGCCAUUUUCCAAUUCACGAUGCGUUUGUUUUCAGAAGGAAUGUUCCAUAAUGCUUCAGAAUUGUUGCGAGCCGCAACAGAUUAACCAGACCAAUAGAUAAGUUGCUAUCGAAAUCAAACAAUGCUUUUGAGGAUAGAGUUGUAUUUGGGAGCUUUCGGUUGUGCGAUAGGGUCGAUACCAAGACGAGAAUGUAAGUGGUUGUGGUGUUUGGUAUUCUAAGCACCUCCGCUCGAGGGCUCGCUUCUACGCAUGCUGUGAAGUAGGUCAUGUGUCUUGUAGACGGGUCAUGCAGAUUAUUGCAAAACUUAACGAAAAGCAUAACGAAACGGUCCGUUUAUUCGCUGAGUGAGAGACAGGGCAUACUGAGCUUGAUGAAGGCUUUUCGCCUCGUAUGGAUUUCGAGCAAUUGCAUUUGCUAGACGCGCUUCUCCGUCUGCAAAAUUUCAAAUAGGAGAGACCUCAUGCGUCACCUCUAGUGUUUCAUUGUCUGCCUUUAUUUGAAAUGUGAAUUGACGAAUCUAUUAUGCAUCGUGCGGAUAUUGAGCUCCGAAAUUGAUCAACAGCUUCUAGAUUGAGAUGUGCCAUGGUUUUUACAAGCGAAUCAAACGGACAAAGAUUGGGAAGUUGUUUCCAACCACCUAGCUUAAAAUAGGUCAGUCAUAAGCUGAAAAUGAAUAGCGUUUGGGUCUUCGGUUAUGGAAGCUUAAUAUGGCGUCCGGGCUUUGAUUACGAAACUUCGAUGGUAGGAUAUGUUAAGGGAUUUGAGCGCGUCUUCUACCAAGGAAACGACAAGCACCGAGGAUCGCCACAAAGGCUUGGCCGCGUCGCCACUAUGUUAAAGAACGAAUACUCUGUAGUUUGGGGCCGGGCGUUUCUUGUGCAGUUGAAUAGUGACAGGUCGCGUCCAGGAAACUGCCCGCUUGCUUACCUUGAUACCCGGGAGUCAAAGGAAGGUGGUUACGUUACCUUGACAACGGCGUUUUAUCCCAGGGCAUUGCAUCAGGCCCCGUUCACAGCUCGUGUCUACGUCGCGUUGCCUUCUAAUCCUCUUUACCUCGGCCCAAAGUCCUACCCGGAAAUGGCGCGAGAAAUUGUUCAAAGUCAAGGCGAGUGCGGUCCAAAUGUGGAGUAUGUAUUAAAUAUAGCCGACUUUAUGCGGGAGGAAGUUUUCGGUAUUGAUGAUGAGCAUCUCUUCAUGUUAGAAAUGCACAUCCUCAUAGAAUUAGCUAACCGGGCAGAAGAGGAGCAGAGCUUUCAAGCGCAACUGGAAAGGAAACAUUCCUGGUGCUCAAAACUGGCUAUAUGCAAUUCUCUGCAAGGAUCCAGGGAAAGCCUGUCAGAGAUAGCGAGUGCAUCCGGGGCGUCCUCUAGCAAAUAUGGAGCAAUAAAAGGCUCUUCACAUGGAGAAACUUCUGAAGAUUUCGUGUCCAACGUGGCCGCGAGAAAACUACGUUGUGUCGAUAUUUAACAAGACUUUUCCAAUUUUUCGCUGCUUCCUGCUAGGGCGAUAGAAGGAUGGCGACUAUUCUAUCCAUGGUGUAAUGUUGUGCUGUUCCUCGUUCCUACGUUACCCAUGUCUAAAUUUUGUGUGUAAAUGUUCCACAAAUGGCGCUCAAGCGCUUUACGGCUUUGUUAUAAGGCCCUGUUGUUUCUCGCAAUUUGGUCCUUGUGCCAAUGGCGAGGAAUAUCCGAUGCUGCAUGUAUUCAGAUCGCAGUAUUUAUAUCUAGAUAGAUAUGUACACGUAUAUAUUAGUAUUGAUAUUAAUAUGAAUAUUAACGAGAUUUAAAUACGUUCUUUUAUAAUCGGCGAACAGCCCAAAGUAAUUGUUUCCAGUUGUCACGACUGAUGUUUUUUUUCUAUGUAAUUUGCUGCUGCAUAGCUGAACGCGAAAUGAUAUAGUCUCCGUCUCAGAAAUGCAGGAAGAGUUUUAUAACCUAGUAGAAAUCAUGGUAUGAUAUCUGGAAUGCCAUUUACAAAAAAUGUGUUUUUUACGUUUAGGAAUAAAACGCAGUAGACGAUGUACAUUGGUAUUGUUCGACUGCCGACGAAUGCGAAGUUCGAAAGUUGCUACGCUUGUGCAAUUUUGAUAGAAAAAGCUUUGAUUUUAUCAAAAACCUAUAUAUAUAUAUAUAUAUUAUGUGAAGAUUUUUAUCCAGCUAUUAUAGUAUCACAGUUUGGGAUCGAUUGUCAAUCUGUCUAUGCAUCUUCAUGCAUAUAUAUUCUGCUUCAAUGUAGCAAAUAUUUUGAUCCGAACAUUUGCCAGCCAAAGUUUAUUAGACAAGACCAUUCCAGUUCUAAUAAUAAUGAAACUACUUAUUUUAAUAAAAUAGAAAUAAUCACCAAGGCAUAUAAAGUAAUGUAGUGAAAAUUUAUAGUAAUAAUAAAUAGUACCUAGUAACAUCA